AUGAUAAUUGUAUCUAUUCCAGUCUGCAUUUUGGGAUUAGCUGGAAAUGGAAUGGUCAUUUUGUUUCUCUGCUGUACAAUCAAGAAGAAUAAGUUCACUGUUUAUGUCAUGAAUAUAGCUAUUGCCGAUUUUGCUGUUCUUCUCUAUCUGUUUUGUUAUUUUUUGUUAUUUGUAGAACCAAUCCCUAUUAAUGUACACAUUUCACGUCUUAUACAGAUUAUGUAUAUUCUUGGCCGCAACUUCAGUUUCUAUAUAUUAACAGCUCUCUGCGUUGAAAGGUAUCUGUCAGUUUUUUUCCCUGUCUGGUGUCAACAUCACCGACCGAGGCAUUUCUCUGUUAUUCUUAGCAUUAUUUUGUGGGCCUUCUCAUGCCUGAUAUCACUUCUAGAAGAUUAUGCAUGCUAUCCAAGAUUCUACUCAUAUUUGUAUGAACAUGCUCUCUCUUGUGAUAUUGUAAUUACAUUUGAAAUGAGCCUUGGGUUCUUGAUUUUUAUUCCCAUUAUGGUCUUUUGCACUCUUAGUGUUUUUAUCAGAAAGGGGGGGGGAACACAGCAAAUCCCUCAAGCAUUGCUUGACAACACCAUCAUGGCAGUAGUUCUUUUGUAUCUUGUAUUUGAUCCAUCAGUUAGAAUUCUUGAGAUAAUAGACUAUUGGUAUGAUGAUAUAGUAAACAUACCAGUGUUUAUAACUUCUGUGAUAUUUGACUGCAUAACUAGCAGUAUCAACCCUUAUUUAUAUUUUGUCAUCGGAUGGUGGAACAGGCAGAGGGCCUGGGAAACUCUUGAUAUUUUUCUAGAGAGAGCUUUGAAAUAUGAAAGAACUGUGAUACAAAGAACACAAGCAGACCAAGAGAAGGCCUGA
Molecule: messenger RNA, 861 nt
Organism: Rhineura floridana
Lineage: Eukaryota; Metazoa; Chordata; Lepidosauria; Squamata; Rhineuridae
Product: mas-related G-protein coupled receptor member H-like
Exons: 1
Coding region: 1-861 (286 amino acids)
Biological process (GO): G protein-coupled receptor signaling pathway
Cellular component (GO): membrane
Molecular function (GO): G protein-coupled receptor activity
Source: RefSeq, a predicted model, not a curated record